AUACAUAGUUCCUUAUUACCAGCCAUCAUGCAAUUACGUAUUUGGUUGAGUUCUUGCUCAAAGAGGUUAUUUCAAGGAUUCCAAAUUCAUAAACUACUUGAUGUACCUCCAGUAUUGGCGUAAAUCAGAGUACGCAAAGUUCCUCAAGUACCCUCAGUGUUUACAUUUUCUUGAACUUCUCCAGUAUGAACACUUUAGAAAAGAACUUGUUAAUUCACAGUGUGCAAAGUUUAUUGAUGACCAACAGUUACUGCAUUGGCAGCAUUAUGCGCGCAAGAGGAUUCGUCUCCAGCAAAUGCAGCUGGAGGCUCAGCAGCAGCGGCAGCAGCAACAGCAACCACAGCAAAGUGGAGCUGCACAGCCAAUGAUGCAGCAAGGAAAUGACAUUCCACCUCUCCAGCAACUUCAGAAUCACCAGAAUCAGAAAUGAUGCAAUGGCAUCAUAUGUUGAACUUUGAUAUGUGAGAGGUGACAUGGUUUCUGAUGCAUUAUCUUGUGACUGCUGGAAUAUGCCAUCAGAAUGGCUUUGGGAGUCAUCAAGACAGCUGGAAUAUGCCGUCAACAUGGACUUGGGAGUCAUCAAGUAGACAACUGGUGCUGGAAGUUUUCUUUUAAAUCUGACAGUGCUCUUUUAACAAUAUGUUGGCUGUGAUGAGUUGCUGAUUAGCAUGCAUCAGCUCUUUUGAACCCAAGAAGUAGAGGUUGAAUUAUGUUCUCAGCAUCUUCUACACUCCUUAUAAAGUACUUUUAUAGUGGGUGCUAAUGUUAACAUAAAGCCUGUGUGUUGAGCACUUUGCAUAAGCUUUGGUUAGUGUUACUUGCCUAGACUAUCAAAUUUAAUUUGACAAAAACAUAUUAUACGCUUUAAUAUGAUUAGGAUGAUAUCACAUAAUGACUAUAUAUGGGCAUACAACUAUGGUUAAACCUUAGCUAAAAUACUGUUUGUGGAAGUUUGUGCCUCAACAACGGGAGAGCGUAUAGUGCCUACUGUUUUCACAAAGUGACACAAACUUCAUUCUACGUGUAAACAACAUAUGUGGCAAAAAAAAAAGCCAUACCAGUCACUCGUCGCAAAUCGUGUUUGAGAGAUAUUGGCCAAAACAUGCUGAAAUGUCAAAAUUUUUGAAUUUAUCUAUUUCAUUGCACUAAACUAUUAUAUCUAUAUAUCAUGCUAUGGUGGUAUUUUUCCCACUUUCGAUGUUAAAACAACAAUUUUUAGCAAUUUGUUGAUGGUUUCUGCCUGAGAAAUGCACGAAAUCAUAAACUUUGAUGGCUGAUUUCUCAAAUAUUGUACUUUACACAGCUGUAUGUUUAAACGCUUGCAACUUCCUAAGGAAAUGUUGGAUGUAGAUGAUUCUUUUACCAUUAUAUAGCUCUCAUUUUUAUCUUUAACCCCGUAUUAAUAACUAAGUAUUAAUAACUAAAAAUCGAUUUUUGCGAAGAUUGACUGGUUUGGCUUGCCUUUGCCACAUAUGCUGUGUUUAUUCUGAUUGUUUUCACGAAAGACCAAAACUAAUCAUGCUAAUUAACAAGUUAAUUAAAGUUAAGAAAAAUAAAUUGAGCUUAUGUACAAAAAAAAAAAUAAUAAAAAUUUUGUUAUCUUGAUAGUGAAAUUUA
Messenger RNA from Anneissia japonica, 1617 nucleotides. Its product is annotated as mediator of RNA polymerase II transcription subunit 31-like. Gene Ontology annotation, cellular component: mediator complex; core mediator complex. NCBI's taxonomy places the organism in Eukaryota, Metazoa, Echinodermata, Crinoidea, Comatulida, Comatulidae. The record is from RefSeq and is a predicted model, not a curated record. Gene Ontology annotation, molecular function: transcription coregulator activity. Bases 101 to 430 code for a protein of 109 amino acids. Gene Ontology annotation, biological process: regulation of transcription by RNA polymerase II. The transcript has 3 exons.